AUGGCUCUAUCAAAGGUAGAGCAUUGCCUGUCGUAUCAUACGCGCUUAUUGUUACCCCAUGUUCUAUCCCUCAAAUCGUCACACCGUAUUGCAUACAUCUUCUCACUAUUAUCUGCAGUCUCGGCCGGCUUYAUCACUUUGAUAUCGCUUUAUUCUCAGCCAUGGCAAAACCAUUUGAAUUACUCUUCGUGGCAAAUCAAUACCAUCGCCAGUAUGACUAACUUGGGGAUGUACCUGACACCGCCGAUCCUCGGGAUGAUUGCCGAUUCUCACGGCCCCAUCACUUUGAGUCUGCUUUCCAUCAUCGGGUUUAUACCCAGCUAUUCGUACCUGGCUUAUGUCUUUAAUCAUCCGGAAUUAUCCCUUGAGGGGAAUAGUGACUCAUCGUUCAAUCUGUCAAUAUUGUGUUUCGCCGUCAUAGGUAUAUCGACAAGUGCCUUGUACUUCAGCGCACUGUUGACGUGCACGAAGCUGUACCCUCACACGAAGCUAUUAUCCAUUAGUCUGCCCACCACGUGCUACGGGAUAUCUUCAGUAGUGGGGUCUCAGUUAUUAAGGGUCCCGUGGUUCUGGUCCUAUAGAGCACAAUCUUCUUCAUCGUCCGCUAACGACCUGAACCUGGGGAGGGUAUUCCAAACGUUUGCAUGGGUUUACGUUAUUAUCGGGUUACUUGCAUGGAUAGCCACCAGUGUGGUGUCGCUAUUGCAUUUCAACGAAGAACAGGAUAACCAGAAACGGCUGGAUGACCAGACUGAUGCCGAGCAGUUGCCGUUAUUGGAACAAGACAGCCACACCCAAGACAAGUUCGCGCAAACAGUACUAAGAAUUUUCAGCGACCCUGUGACGUACAUUCUGGCGCUGUCGAUUCUACUAUCCUUGGGGCCAUUGGAGAUGUUCAUUGCCAACAUGGGAUCUCUAACCAACCUGCUGGUCCAAGUCGAUGCGCCCGCCUUGUCCACGAAGUUACUGUCCACUUAUGCGCUCUCCUCCACUUUUGCAAGACUACUCACGGGCAUAGUGGCAGAUUUCCUCGCCAAGAAAAGAAUAUCCAUCAAAUGGAUCCUGCUAACGCUGCUGUCCCUCGGGCUCUGCGCGCAGUUGACCUUGUUCAAACUGGUCUCCUCGAAGACGGUGUCGUCCUGGGGGUUAGUGCCCACAGGAUCGCUGGUCGGAAUCAUCUACGGUGGGCUGUUCACCGUCUAUCCGACAUUGGUGUUGUUAGUAUGGGGCGAGCGCUCGUUCGGGACCGUCUACGGCAGCCUGCUCAUUGCACCCGCGGUGGGCUCUACGAUAUUCUGCAUGCUGUAUGCGAAAGUGUACGAUUCCGGCUGUACAGACAACGCCGGAGACCUGCGGGGGUCGGCAUGCAUCUCGGUUGUCUACAAGUAUAGCAGCAUUGCAUUCGUUGCAUCCAUCGUCCUUUCGUCAGUGGUAUUCUGGAAGUUGAAACGUAAAAAUCUAAGGGUAUGA
Messenger RNA from Saccharomyces eubayanus, 1470 nucleotides. It is a transcript of the gene MCH1, whose product is annotated as Mch1p. The transcript has a single exon. Bases 1 to 1470 code for a protein of 489 amino acids. The record is from RefSeq and is a predicted model, not a curated record. Gene Ontology annotation, molecular function: transmembrane transporter activity. Gene Ontology annotation, biological process: transmembrane transport. Gene Ontology annotation, cellular component: membrane. Lineage: Eukaryota; Fungi; Ascomycota; Saccharomycetes; Saccharomycetales; Saccharomycetaceae.